Messenger RNA from Necator americanus (New World hookworm), 345 nucleotides. RefSeq lists its product as uncharacterized. The transcript has a single exon. Bases 1 to 345 code for a protein of 114 amino acids. NCBI's taxonomy places the organism in Eukaryota, Metazoa, Nematoda, Chromadorea, Rhabditida, Ancylostomatidae. The record is from RefSeq and is a predicted model, not a curated record.
AUGGCGAUCUGUACUUAUAACGCACGUACGCUUGCAUCGGAAGCGGCCAUCGAAGAUCUGAUGAUGCAAGCCAAGAAGAUCAAGUACGACGUCAUCGGACUGACCGAGACGAGACGACGUCACCCUCUCAACGCCGUAUAUGAGACUGGAGAAGAACCGUUCUUAGGAACAUGCGACAGUAGAGGUGUUAGUGGAGUUGGCGUCCUCGUUAACACGAGAACGGCAAAGAACAUCGACUCUUUCGAACAGCUUACGACCCGAAUCGGACGUCUGCGGAUGAGAAGAUGUGGUCCAACACCAGCUUUGACUAUCUUCGUCGCUUACGCUCCAACAUCAAGCUACUAA